Telopea speciosissima is the source of this 2368-nucleotide messenger RNA. RefSeq names its product protein FAR1-RELATED SEQUENCE 11-like. Gene Ontology annotation, molecular function: zinc ion binding. The transcript has 6 exons. The coding region runs from base 191 to 2272 and encodes 693 amino acids. Gene Ontology annotation, biological process: regulation of DNA-templated transcription. Lineage: Eukaryota; Viridiplantae; Streptophyta; Magnoliopsida; Proteales; Proteaceae. The record is from RefSeq and is a predicted model, not a curated record.
UAAUAAAAGGCCGUCAUCGCAUCCCUGCGCAAGUUAGGGUUCGUCAGACGCUUAGUCAUUAGCCUGCGCUGUUCAUCUCUUUUCUGCUUCUUCCGCCAUUAAUAUAUCUUCAGAGACUCUACAAAAUGGGAAUAUGGGUCGAUUUCUGUAAUUCUGGAUUAAGUUUUCUUGUUGAUUUAAUUAUUGAAAUAUGGGACACAGGGUCUUAUAUCUUACCCCGAGUUUGAUACGAGGAAAAGAAGCAAUGUCUGAAGAGGACAGGCAACUGAUAGAGGCCUAUGAUGAUCAUUCAGAACAGAGAUCCUUGUCAUUGGAUGAUACAAGCAGCACAGAGGAAUCACCCGGAGAAACCAGGCUGUUACUAGAAAAUCCCAACGAUGCAAUUCCAUACAUUGGCCAAAGAUUUGCAACUCAUGAUGCUGCAUAUGAGUUCUAUAGUGAGUUUGCAAAGCGUUGUGGUUUCUCAAUCCGUCGCCAUCGAACGGAGGGAAAAGAUGGGGUUGGCAAGGGGCUUACAAGACGAUAUUUUGUCUGCCAUCGAGCUGGCAACACGCCAGUGAAGGCUUCAAAUGAGAGUAAGCUUCAAAGAAACCGUAAGUCAUCAAGAUGUGGGUGCCAAGCUUAUUUGCGGAUCAGCAAGACCAUGGACUUGGGGGUCCUUGAAUGGCGUGUUACAGGCUUCACAAAUCACCACAAUCAUGAGCUCUUGGAGCCAAACCAAGUCCGUUUUUUACCUGCAUAUCGUACCAUAUCAGAUGCUGACAAGGACCGUAUAUUUUUGUUUGCCAAAACUGGCAUCUCUGUGCAGCAAAUGAUGAGGCUUAUGGAGCUUGAGAAGUGUGUGGAGCCUGGGUACUUGCCAUUCACUGAGAAGGAUGUGAGGAACCUACUUCAGUCAUUUAGAAAAGUCGAUCAGGAAGAUGGAAGCAUUGACCUCUUAAGAAUGUGCAAAAAUAUUAAGGACAAGGACCCCAACUUCAGCUAUGAUUAUACCAUUGAUGCAAACAACAGGUUAGAGAACAUUGCUUGGUCCUAUGCUUCAUCCACCCAGUCAUAUGAUAUCUUUGGUGAUGCGGUGGUGUUCGAUACAACCCAUCGCUUGACUGCCUUUGACAUGCCACUUGGGAUCUGGGUUGGCAUGAAUAACUAUGGCAUGCCUUGCUUCUUCGGCUGCGGGCUCUUGCGAGAGGAAAACAUGCGGUCCUUCUCAUGGGCAUUGAAGGCAUUUUUAGGGUUCAUGAAUGGAAAGGCUCCACAAACGAUCCUGACUGACCAAAAUAUGUGUCUCAAAGAAGCAAUAGCAAUUGAAAUGCCAAAUUCUAAACAUGCACUUUGCAUUUGGCUUAUUGUGGCAAAGUUUCCAUCUUGGUUCAAUGCUGUUCUUGGAGAAAGAUACAAUGAGUGGAAGAAUGAGUUCUAUCGGCUUUAUAAUCUGGAGACAAUAGAGGAAUUUGAAUUGGGGUGGAGAGACAUGGUCAAUACCUUUGGGUUACACACAAAUAGGCACAUUACUAAUUUGUUUGCUUUACGAACACUUUGGGCUCUACCCUACUUGAGAAGCCAUUUCUUUGCGGGAAUGACUGCAGCCAACCAGUCGAAGUCUAUCAAUGCCUUUAUCCAACGGUUCUUAAGUGCACAAAGUCGGGUAGCACACUUUGUGGAACAAGUGGCUGUCGCUAUUGACUUCAAAGACCAAGCAGGUGAACAACAAACAAUGCAGCAGAAUCUUCAGAACAUUUGCCUGAAAACAGGAGCCCCCAUGGAAUCACAUGCAGCUACUGUACUUACACCAUAUGCUUUCUGUAAGCUCCAGGAACAACUUGUCUUGGCUGCACACUAUGCUUCCUUUCAAAUGGAUGAUAAUUGUUUCCUUGUGAGACACCAUACAAAGUUAGAGGGAGGACGCAAGGUAAUUUGGGUUCCACAGGAAGGCAUCAUAACUUGUAGCUGCCAUCAGUUUGAGUUCUCAGGGAUCCUGUGCCGGCAUGCCCUUCGGGUCCUCUCAACAGGAAACUGUUUCCAGAUCCCAGAGCAGUAUUUACCCCUUCGGUGGCGUCGGAUCAACACAUCACCGACAAAACUUCUCCAGAUUACUCCAAAUGAUCAUGCAGAACGCGUCCAGGCCUUGCAGUCUAUGGUAUCAACUCUCGUCACAGAAUCUACCAAGACAAAGGAACGGUUGGAUCUUGCAACUGAGCAAGUUUCCAUCCUUCUGUCUCGCAUAAAGGAGCAGCCAUUUUCGACACAAGUGACAAGAGUUAGUUUAUUGUAAAUGGUGGUAGUUAGGGAGGGAGCUAAUCAAUGAUCAUCCAGUAAUUGCUGGAUAAUACUAUCCAUUUUACAUGCAAUCAUAAUUACACAUAUAACU